CCCCCGAAACCUGAAUAACGGCGAAGGAAAGGGAUAUUUCUCAUCUCCGCUUGUUUUUGUUGUUUUUUAAAAAAUAUAUAUAUACUAAAGGAUAAGAGAAGAAGAGAGAAAUCGAAACAUAUCUACUGGAUUGUUGCCAGUGGCGUUGUCGAAGAUGAUCCACAGUUUGUUCCUGGUGAACUCCUCGGGAGACAUCUUCCUGGAGAAGCACUGGAAGAGCGUGGUGAGCCGCUCGGUGUGCGAUUACUUUUUCGAGGCGCAGGAGCGAGCCAGCGAGCCGGAGAACGUUCCGCCGGUGAUCCCGACGCCGCACCACUACCUCAUCAACGUGCUCCGGCAUCGCAUCUACUUCGUGGCUGUGAUCCAGAGCGAGGUUCCUCCUCUGUUCGUCAUCGAGUUCCUGCAUCGUGUCGUCGACACUUUUCAGGACUAUUUCGGCGUGUGCUCCGAGGCGGCCGUCAAAGACAACGUGGUGGUGGUGUACGAGCUGCUGGAGGAGAUGCUGGAUAACGGCUUCCCCCUGGCCACCGAGUCCAACAUCCUGAAAGAGCUGAUUAAACCUCCGACCAUCCUGCGCACCGUCGUCAACACCAUCACAGGAAGCACUAAUGUCGGAGAGCAGCUCCCCACAGGUCAGCUCUCGGUGGUGCCAUGGAGACGCACCGGGGUCAAAUACACCAACAACGAGGCUUACUUCGAUGUGGUGGAGGAGAUCGACGCCAUCAUCGACAAGUCAGGUUCCACGAUCACGGCAGAGAUUCAGGGUGUUAUUGAUGCGUGCGUGAAGCUGACGGGAAUGCCGGAUCUCACGCUGUCGUUUAUGAAUCCCCGGCUGUUGGACGACGUGAGUUUCCACCCGUGCGUCCGCUUUAAACGUUGGGAGGCCGAGCGAAUUCUGUCCUUCAUCCCUCCGGACGGAAACUUCCGGCUGCUCUCCUACCACGUCAGCUCUCAGAAUCUGGUGGCCAUCCCGGUGUACGUCAAGCACAACAUCUCGUUCCGCGAGGGCAGCUCUCAGGGCCGCUUCGACCUGACGCUCGGCCCCAAACAGACCAUGGGGAAGGCCGUGGAGUCGGUGCUGGUGAGCAGUCAGCUCCCGCGCAGCGUCCUCAACGCCAGCCUCAACCCUUCACAGGGCACCUACACCUUCGACCCCGUCACCAAGCUCUUGACGUGGGACGUGGGGAAGAUCAACCCACAGAAGCUGCCCAGUCUGAAGGGCACCAUGUGUCUGCAGGCCGGAGCCUCCAAACCGGACGAGAACCCGACCAUCAACAUCCAGUUUAAGAUCCAGCAGAUGGCCAUCUCGGGCCUGAAGGUAAAUCGGUUGGACAUGUACGGCGAGAAAUACAAACCGUUCAAAGGCAUCAAGUACAUGACCAAGGCGGGGAAAUUCCAGGUGCGGACCUAGAGACUGACCUCUCCAGCUUCCAGACGACAGCGAACGCACGGCGGGACGUUACAGUGUGUGUGUGUGUGUGUGUGUGUGUGUGUGUGUGUGUGUGUGAAUCAGCAGGGGCUUGGAAACGAAGAAUACGAGCACAGGGUUGAUUUAAGUAGGAGCAUAUUUUUCAGGAUUUAAAGGAAUCCUUUGGCGGAAAAUGCUGAUAAUGCUAACGUCAUUCCUAUACGUGCAUCAUAGCAGCGUUAGCAUUCCUCAGGUAAAAGUUUUCCUCUAAACAUAGCAACUGUUUUCUCGUGGGGAUGAUGAAGGAAAUAUGCAAGCCGUGUGUGUGUGUGUGUGUGUGUAUACAGUCUGAAGAACACACUGAUCUUCCUAGCGUGUCGUUUAGCCUUACAUAGCUUUAAUUACAAGGUUUAUUAGAAAUCCGACGAAUUUCGCUCCGUCCUCGGACUUCCUAGGAAUUAUUGUCUUAAAGACGUCCCGCUCCUCUUUUACCGUGUCUUCGUCAGUUUAUUUAUUAUACAUGUCGUGGAAUUGUCUGUUCUUAUUUAUUUAUAAGCUAGAAUUAUUGAGGUACAACAUGGAAACGUAUAUGAAAACGAGAACACGGUUUAAAAUUUCGGGAAACAAAAUAGUAGUUGAUGGAUAUCUUGUGCAUGUGACCGUAACCCUGCGCUCCUAUUGGUCACGCACUUAGCGCUCCGUAUUACUAACGGCUUCACCGCUGAAACACUACCGUUACCAAGCCGACAUCGGUGCUGUAUCCUGACCCACGUUAUCCCCCAACAUACAGCUCCCAAACACAUCUGGACAGAUUCGACACACACACACACACACACACACACACACACACACAUGCAUAUUAGAUCCAGAAUGUGUGUCUGAGGGGAAGUUCUAUAACCACUGUUUCACUGACUGGUGAAUGUCCAAUCUAAGUUCAGGACCAAUUAAAUACACUCUGUUUGUUUGUCACUGGAUAUUGUUGCUGUUGUUGUUGUUUUGUUUGCCGUGUUUGUUUCUCCUUUUCCUGGUUUUACAGUGCUUUGCGAAAAUAAUUUUAAAAAAUGUUUAAAAGUCUGAACUUCCACAAAACAAAACAGAACAUGUCAUUGCUGUGUGCUUUAAAUAAACAAAAACUCCAAGCGCA
Messenger RNA from Ictalurus punctatus (channel catfish), 2552 nucleotides. It is a transcript of the gene ap3m2, whose product is annotated as adaptor related protein complex 3 subunit mu 2. The transcript has 9 exons. Gene Ontology annotation, cellular component: clathrin adaptor complex; cytoplasmic vesicle. Lineage: Eukaryota; Metazoa; Chordata; Actinopteri; Siluriformes; Ictaluridae. Bases 155 to 1411 code for a protein of 418 amino acids. The record is from RefSeq and is a predicted model, not a curated record. Gene Ontology annotation, biological process: intracellular protein transport; endocytosis.